Lineus longissimus is the source of this 5312-nucleotide messenger RNA. RefSeq names its product L-fucose kinase-like. NCBI's taxonomy places the organism in Eukaryota, Metazoa, Nemertea, Pilidiophora, Heteronemertea, Lineidae. Gene Ontology annotation, biological process: GDP-L-fucose salvage. Bases 1072 to 4413 code for a protein of 1113 amino acids. The transcript has 27 exons. Gene Ontology annotation, molecular function: ATP binding; fucokinase activity. The record is from RefSeq and is a predicted model, not a curated record.
AUGUUCCAUUUCGUAACUUUCAUUGAGAGACGCGCACGUAUAUAUUCGGCAGUGACGAAGUCUUUAUGGAGUCUUAUAUAAGUCCGUAAUUUAGGCAUAUUAUAGACGUAGACUUUCCAAUUUUUUAUGUGCUAUAAUUAGAAUAUACUGGGAUAUACUGGGAUGGUAUAUAUUUCGAAUAUAAUGAUCUGUAUAUCGCAGCAUUAUCUUAACCCCUAGUAUACUGAGAUGUAUAUCCCAUUAUACUAGAUUCAUUCGUAUCAAUGUGUUAUACUGAUGAAUGCCGCUUUUAAAGUUAAAAUACUGUCGCAGUAUCACAACAGGAACUUUAUCACCUUUUGAUUCGUCUGCUCGGUUGUCUAUUCGCCAGAGAAUACCAGUGCGAUCGCCAAGAGCGUGAAGACAUGAAGACAGACAGGAGUAGGCCAACUGUAAUGGCACUGAACGACAAUGGUGUUGGGGACAGUUUGCUAUGCACAUUCAAUAGAGACUCUGGAUGUGUAAGAUCGGACAGAGCUUUUUUUGGGGGGGGGGUCAUAUUUCGAUUGUCAAGUGACAUAUUUGGGGUUUUCCGUGAUUGUCGUCCGGCCCAAUUGGCAAUAUUGCCAUUUGGGAUGGUGGACAGAGCUAGGAGACGCUUAUGAUGUAUUUAAAGAAAUAAAAUGCCCGAUUUAACAUCCUGCAGAAUCAGGGGAAUCGGGCGUUUCCAGUGAUAUACGACACAAAUGGGUUGUCCUCAUGCAAUCACUUUGGAAACGCAUUUUAAAAUAGAUGUUACGUCCUGUUAAUGGGGCACGUCAUCGUCGCGUACAUUUGGGAAAAACUCCCUAACGAGACCUACAUGCUGUCCCGGCAAAUGUGGAAAAUAUUGACACUGUUUACUUCUUCGCUCAUUAUGUACACGUUGUUGUGAGUUUAUUGAGGAGAGACACCACUGACAUGACUGAUAACUAACAAAAUUAAUUCGACAAUUUGCCAAAGUUUUCAAUGUUGAUGUGGGGUCCCAAGUUAGUCCAACAGUCAGAAAGGAUACUAAUGGUUGUGCAUAGAAUUUGAGUGUGGUCUACUACGAUGAAGUGGACAGCUAUAGCUCUCACUUGCCAUGACAAGAGGACAGCUCAGACUUUCCAGAAAGAGUUAGAUUUACGGCAAGAAAAAGGCAUAAUCGAUGGUGACACUGUGCUGUUGACUGUUGAAGAUCCUAAAGCAAGGGUUGGAAGUGGAGGAGCAACAAUCAAUGCAUUGCUUGUUGUUGCUGAACACCUUAGCGCCCAUGCAGGCUUCACGGUGGUGAAUCCUGAUCUACUCAGCAGUUCAAGCAUCUUGUUGAUGCAUGUAGGCCGCCAAUAUCCCUUUGAUGCGUGCAGUAGUACAUUCACUUCACUACCAGCAACCUAUAAAUCAUCCAGCCAUCACCAUGUCCUCACCAAUUUUGAUCAUCUGCUCCACACCAUGUCCACAAAGAUAGCUGUCGGCUGUCCAUGUGGUGUUUGGGUCUGCAGUACUGAUAUGGUUUUGUCUGUGCCUGAAAAUAAAGGUUCACCAUACAUUGACUGGACCGACAGUAUCGAUGUUUGCGCAGUGUCAAUGUUGGGGACAGUGCAAUACGCCAAGCAACAUGGUGUCUACAAGAUUGGAUCAGAAAAUAAGGAUGAUCGCCUGUUGGACAUAAUCUACAAGGGGGACCAGUAUGCUAUCAAGUCAUGUGCGAGGGAAGAUGGCUCAGUUGCAUUAGUGUCUGGAGUGGUAUUUUUCAAUCCAACUGUUGCGGAAACUCUUGUGAUGUUUGGUCAAACAGCUCAACUCUAUGCUUGUACUUAUAUGGGACUAGACAGUGGAUUGCAGCCAAUAGAGCUAUCCUUGUUCUUCGACUUUCUUGUUGCCAUGGCUACAGACGUUAGCAAGGAUGAUUUUGUGUCUGGAGAAAGGAAUGCCUACCUGAGCAAGAAAGUGACAAGAUCUGCUGAGGAGAUUGAAGUAAUGAGGCAGGCAAGGGAGGUCAUAUGGAAAGAACUACGGGAUUACAAAGUUAAAGUAGUUGUGAUACCUGAUGGAGAAUUCCACUACCUGAGUCUUUCUGCUGGAGACUUCCAUAAAACAGUUGCUGGUACUUUGUGUCUUGACGAUACACAGUUAAAGAGGAACCAUGUGAUGCAUGCGUCUAUACAUCCUACAGUUAAUAUUGAUGAUGCAAGUAUUGUUGUAAACUCCAUCCUAGAAGAAGACGUCCAUGUGGGUGCAAAAUCUCUAAUUGUCAAUUCCCAUCUUGCCAAUAAAUUCAGCAUUGGGAAGGAUUCCUUUGUCAAUGGUGUCAGGCUGGAAGACUUGAAGAAUGUUGACAUUGGUAGCUUCUCCGACUCAGUGAUGCUCCAGAGCUUCCCGUUACUGAUUCCAACCCUUGGGAAAGCUGUGACCAACAUUCUGACUGUCCUGGGAAAGUUCGAUGACUUAAUGGUGCCAUCAUGGAAACAUACUGCUACUUACUGUAACAUGCCAUGGCUGGUAUUCAUGAACAAGACCGGUAUUACUGCUGAAGAUCUCUGGGGACCAGCCUUGCCCGAUGAUGACAGGUGUGUCUUCACUGCUCAAUUGUUCCCACUUCUUAACGCCAGUCACCAGGUGGGCCUUGCCGAGAUAUUCUGGCUGCAGACUUCGCAAGAUGAUGGAGGUGUUGCAGAUAUGGAGAUGUUACAGAGGUGGCGUUCAUCUUGGAGGUUGUCGCUGAAAGACAUCCUUUCGUUUUUAGGGCUGGAAAAUGAGUUUGGCAAAAGAAGUGAGCUAGGCUUUGAAAUCACCAAAAGAAUAGUAAAGGAAAAUCUGACCCAGAAUGGUGACUAUGGUUUGCUCAACUUGUAUCGGACAGCUUGCCUUAACGGCUUCCAGCAUGAACUACUAGCACUAUUAGACGAAGUUGCUUUAGAAGGUGCCAGACUAAACCUGCCAGCACUGGUGGGGCGAACGUGUGCUCAUAUAGCUGAUGUGCUUGCCUGUAUGAUUGGGAAGAAAGGAGGCCUUCGUAGUGGCCCUGCUGCAAAUGUUCACUGGAAGAAAGCAUUUCUGCACUUUGAGGAUGGCGAGUUGGGCCUUGGCGUUCAGGCGAUGUCAAGCGAGCGGAGAAACUGGCUUGGUAGGCCUGAUUUGUUGGUACGGGCCGGCAGGCAUUAUGAGGGCGCUGCCCAGAUCUUGAUCAGGAAGGUUAUAAGUACUGCAAGGGAGUUCAUCAAGCCCACGCCAUGUGAACCUGUGCCCUAUGAUAAAGUUGUUGUUGCGGAGUGUCCGGCCCGAAUGGACAUCGCGGGAGCCUGGUCUGAUACCCCACCAAUCACAUAUGAACAUGGAGGAGCUGUCAUUGGUGCUGCUAUCACUAUUGAUGAUAUGAAACCAAUUGGUGCCAAAGUACAAAGAUUAAGAGAACCUGAAGUUAUCCUGGUGCUAGAUAAUGGAGGUCAUGCAGACGUUGUGCUCAAGUUGACCAAACUCCACGAGUUCUCAAAUUAUUCGCAGCCCCAUGCUCCUGGAGCUCUUCUCAAGGCAGCUUUCCUCUGUGCAAAAAUCAUUGAAUAUCCGUCCAGUGUUGCCCUAGAUGAUCAACUUGUCCAGAAAUAUGGUGGCGGAUUCCAUGUGACAACGUGGUCUAAUCUGCCGCAUGGGUCAGGAAUGGGUACCAGUAGUAUUCUCGCUGGUGGUUUGAUGGCAGCUCUCUGGAAGGCCUCUGGAAAAUCAUACGAUCACCAAACCUUGAUACAUGCUGUUCUCUAUCUAGAACAGAUGCUCACCACUGGUGGUGGCUGGCAGGACCAAGUUGGAGGCCUCCUUGGGGGUAUCAAGGUCGGCCAUUCAAAGCCCGAACUGCCGGUUUUCUUAGACUACACAUAUCCGAAAAUUUCAGUGGAAACCAUGCAAACAUUUGCCAGUCAGUUGAUCCUGAUUUAUAGUGGCAGAACGAGGCUUGCCAAGAAUCUCCUGCAGGAUGUGAUAAGAAACUGGUAUAACCGUGACUCCCUGAUCGUUAAAACUGAAAACCGCCUGGUAGCCAGUGCCUGGGAAUGUGCAAAGGCUUUUGAAGAAGAGGACAUUGCAAAGGUCGGUAGCCUUAUGGAUGAGAACUGGUCUCUCAAGAAGAGCAUGGCCCCAGGAUGCGAGCCCCACCUUGUCAAACAGAUGAUGGAAGCCCUUCGACCCCAUGUGCUGGGGAUGUGCAUGGCAGGGGCCGGUGGUGGGGGAUUUCUCUAUGUUCUUACUCGGCAGCCCUACUCAAUGGCACUGGUCAAGUCUGUACUCUGGGAAGUUCCAGGGACUGAAAAGAUCACUUUUCAUCGCGUUGACAUCGAUGUUUCCGGCCUAGAGGUCAAGGUUGAAGACAUUGAGGAAGUUAAGAAGGAUGCAAUAGAUACUGUUGUCAAGGAAGAUUAGGAAGAGGGGGAGGUGACAACUGAUGUGGAAACUGCUGUGAAUAUGGCUGGAGAAGCGGCUCAGAGUGGUGGAUGUGGGGUGAUUGGUGAUGGGGACAGUAAGGAAGUAGUCUCAGAGGGGUAAAGGGUGGGAGUUGAGAUUGACAGCUCAAAUUCUGCCUGGGACAGUGAGGGGAAACAUAAUGGAGGGCUGUGGAUGAGACAGUGGUAGGGGGAUCUGUAAUUGUAACAGAAAGUGGGUCUUCUUCUGAAGUGAUUGAGGGGCAAAGUGAAUCGGAAGGGGAGUUGAAGUCAUUGACAGUAAUUAUGGUUCAUGGGGGAGGGUGGACAAGUCGAUGGGAGGUCUGAUCAGAUACUACUACUCAAGUUAGCCUUCAUGGUGGUUCCGACGAACCUGAAAUCAUUGUGUAGUAUUUGCAGGAGCUCCGCGGAGUCCGCUUGGUACUUGCCGGAUUGUUUCCCUCCAAUUUUAAGGAUGCACUCAUGCACCCGGUACUUUAGGUGUGAGGGUGUUGUGUGAAGCUUGUGACAUACCAGUUUAUUGGUUUAUCAGUUUGAUUGUAUAAUGUGGCCUUGAUACUCCUCUUUUACCAAUUACUUAUUAUAAACCAAGAAAUAUUUACCGCCAUUUUAUUUGGUGGGUUUGUGACACAACUGUCACAAUUGUUUGAUAAUUGUUAGAGAAUAGUAGAUGGCGGAUGGUUUUAGUAGAACUUUUUCGUCUAUUUGCCAAGUGUGCACAGUCAACUCAGACAAUUACUUAUUACUUUACAACACGUAGAAUGGUGCUUGUUUCAGAUUUCUUGCGGCUCUCCUUUUGGCAAUCAUAUUGGACAUAAUAUAAUACCACUGUUAGCGAUUUUAAUCAUAUAUUAUUGAAUAAAACUUAGUUGUUCCUGA